GGGGUCGCUGCGGUUGGACCCGGUUAGCGUCACGCUUGACGCCGGGGAUUCCGGGAAGCCCUCCCGCCUUGGCGCUCCGGGACGGUCACCUUUCUCCUCGGAGUUCUAGCCAUCUUCUGAAGCUUGGCCCCGACCUCACCGCCUAGAUAAAGGCCAUGUCGCCCCCGGGAAAAGUUCCUCGGAAAGAGAACCUGGGGCUCCAGUGUGAAUGGGGGUCCUGCUCCUUUGUGUGUUCAGCCAUGGAGGAGUUCUUCGAGCAUGUCACUCAGCACCUGCAACAGCAUAUGCAUGGCACCAGGGAAGAGGAGGAUGACCCACUUGCUCUCAGGAUGGAAAGUAAACUGAACCUUGGAAAGUAUCAGACCAUUCCUUCUCAACCCCUUUCUGCAGAGGAAGAAUUUCCCUGUUUGUGGCAGGAGUGUGGCUUUUGCUCUCUGGACAGUUCUGCUGACCUCAUCCGCCAUGUCUAUUUCCACUGCUACCACACCAAGCUGAAACAGUGGGGGCUGCAAGCCUUGCAGAGCCAAGCUGACCUCAGUCCCUGCAUCCUGGACUUCCAGAGCCGGAACGUCAUUCCUGACAUCCCCGACCAUUUCCUGUGUCUGUGGGAACAUUGUGAGAGUACCUUCGACAAUCCUGAGUGGUUCUAUCGGCACGUGGAUGCGCACAGCCUGUGCUGUGAAUACCAAGCUGUCAGCAAGGACAACCAUGUGGUGCUGUGUGGCUGGAAAGGCUGUACCUGUACCUUCAAGGACCGGUGUAAGCUUCGAGAACACCUCCGCAGCCACACCCAGGAGAAGGUAGUGGCCUGUCCCACUUGUGGGGGCAUGUUUGCCAACAACACCAAGUUCUUAGAUCACAUCCGUCGCCAGACCUCACUGGAUCAGCAGCGUUUCCAGUGCUCUCACUGUUCUAAGAGAUUUGCCACAGAGAGGCUGCUGCGUGACCACAUGCGGAAUCAUGUGAAUCACUAUAAAUGCCCUUUGUGUGACAUGACUUGCCCACUGCCUUCCUCCCUCCGGAAUCACAUGCGAUUUCGACACAGUGAUGACCGGCCCUUUAAAUGUGACUGUUGUGACUACAGUUGCAAGAAUCUGAUUGACCUCCGGAAGCACCUGGACACCCACAGCAAGGAGUCAGCCUACAGGUGUGAUUUCGAGAACUGCAGCUUCAGAGCUCGGUCUCUCAGCUCUGUCAAGUCCCAUCACCGUAAAGUGCAUGAAGGAGACUCAGAGCCAAGGUACAAAUGUCAUGUCUGUGACAAAUGCUUCACACGUGGCAACAACCUCACUGUGCACCUUCGCAAGAAGCACCAGUUCAAGUGGCCAUCAGGACACCCUCGUUUUCGGUACAAGGAGCAUGAAGAUGGCUACAUGCGACUGCAGCUGGUUCGCUAUGAGAGUGUGGAGCUGACACAGCAGCUACUACAGCAGCUACAAGAAGGAUCAGAUCCAGGAGCGGCACUGAGUGAAAGCAGCCUGCAGGGCAUCGUUCUAGAAACAGUGCUGGGGGGGGCAGGACCUGAGGAAGAGGUGGAAGAGGAAGAUAGGGUUGAGGGAACAGCCACCUCAGCUUCUCAGGACAACCCCAGUUCUGCCAUCCAUAUGGUCAACCAGACAGUCAGCCAAGGCCAGCGAGAAAUGGUCUACUAUGUGCUAUCUGAAGCCCCAGGAGAGCCCCCACCAGUCUCUGAACUAUCCUCGAGAGAGAUGGAAAAGCUUCAAGGAAUGCCUGAGAAGCCAGAGGCCCGGAUGGUAUGAGGCUGCAAAGCUGACCACUCCUCCAGAUCUUAUAGUUUGAGCCAGACAGGUAGGGGUGCCCCUGGUGGGCAGCCUUUGUUUUUGGAUGCCUUUAGAAGCGGUGCUGAGAACAGUAUGUUCCCCUCUGACUCAGGUGGCAUCAGUCUAUAGACUCUGAGUACCCCCUCCCCCCAGUACUGUUCUUUGUGGGGAACCUGAGGAGUUGGAUUCAUUGAAGAAAUCCUACAUGAAUGUUCUCAAUAGAGGAGCUGUUACCAAGUUUAAGUAUACUCCCUUGGCAUGCUAGACUGAGUAAAUGUGUAGUCUAUACCCAUUCCUGUUUUUAGGGGUCCAAUGGCCCAGGGAUGAUUGGCUGUUCCUUAUGAGAGCUGUCUCCUCUCUAUAAGUAUUGAGAACCAGGUGCCAUUUCUCUCAAGGUUUCCUUUUACAUUCCAGGAACACUUGUGGUUAUCUUCAGGGAUAGGAUUGGAGACACUGUGUAUGUAUGACAGUUUUUUUUUUUUUGUUUUUUCUUUUUUUUUGGUAAUAAAAGACUACGACUACUUGGGCUCUUAUUUCUCAAGUUUGGUGGCAAUUUAACUAGGUAACAGAGAUAUAACUGUCUAGAAGUAGAGCUGAAUCAUUAGGCUUACCCCUUUAGUGACCAGGGUGGUUUAGCUGUCAUGUACACAUUUACUGGAGUAAAUCCAUUGCUUCUUGAGCAUCUACCAGCUUUGUGGAAAGAGGCCCCAAGUACUUGUCUAUGAGUGACUAUGAGCAGUGUUACAGAAUGGAUAUGAACAACACCAGGACCGCAUCAUCAGCCCUAAUUAGAACUCUGUACCUCUAGGGCAGGUUGGGGUUCUGGGACUGCAAAGGAAUCUGAUGGAGAGGUGGGUUGGGUGGUGAUCCAGAGAAUGCCAAGUUCUCAAGGGCCAGGAGUCAAGCUAGAAAAUUGUGUCUAUACAUUUUCCUAGAGAGUAGAUCUAUUUUCAUUGGAUAAAAAAAAAUUCUUAUGUA
Phodopus roborovskii (desert hamster) is the source of this 2759-nucleotide messenger RNA. It is a transcript of the gene Hinfp, whose product is annotated as histone H4 transcription factor. The transcript is spliced from 11 exons. The record is from RefSeq and is a predicted model, not a curated record. Gene Ontology annotation, biological process: anatomical structure development; regulation of transcription by RNA polymerase II. Gene Ontology annotation, molecular function: RNA polymerase II cis-regulatory region sequence-specific DNA binding; DNA-binding transcription factor activity, RNA polymerase II-specific. Lineage: Eukaryota; Metazoa; Chordata; Mammalia; Rodentia; Cricetidae. Bases 156 to 1760 code for a protein of 534 amino acids.